AUGUUUGAACCACAAGGCUAUCUCUGUGCUCAUUGCGACCGCUCUGUUAGAAGGCUAUUGGGCCCUAGAACUUUCAUGUCGAUUGUAGAGAUGGCUUUGUUACAGUCCGAGCAAUGUGAUAGGAUAUUGUCUCUGCUCCACGAAACUCCAGGAGCUUUUAAGUACGAUGACCUAGAAGUCCCGUAA
Molecule: messenger RNA, 186 nt
Organism: Sclerotinia sclerotiorum 1980 UF-70
Lineage: Eukaryota; Fungi; Ascomycota; Leotiomycetes; Helotiales; Sclerotiniaceae
Exons: 1
Coding region: 1-186 (61 amino acids)
Source: RefSeq, a predicted model, not a curated record